UCCGAAGAAUGCCGAUCCUUUCCGAAACCGAACAUCUGGACUCGGAGAUAAUCCACGUCUGCUCCAAUUUCGUUCUGCACGCUUGGCGCGGUUAGCGCGUGUUGAUUGCCAACCAACCCCGGAAAUGAUGGCUGCGAAUGCACAAGUCGUCCGGUGCCCGCAUCCGCUCAAUUUGAGAGCUUUUCCCGGAUAUAAGUUUACAUUUGUAAGCUGUAACUAGCAGACGACCAUGACGUGGAUGGCGGGACAUCAUUUAUGAUUUGGUAAUUCUGUUAAUCAAUCUGUGAAUGACGACAAAAAACAAGAUGUUGGUAGCGGAGCGGGAGCUGAUCUCUCGCUUGUUGAAGCAGUCAAUUCUGACACUGUGUCGUGAAACGAUGUCUCAAUACAAACUAGAGGUUGAUGGCAUCGUGUGCAUCAGCCUCGAGAAUGACACCCAUCCUAUCGUUAUAAAAGUUCACGAGGAAGUUGGAACCGAACCUGGUGGGAGUUCUCUGUGGAAUUUUAAGAAAAGUGACAAUUUUUUAAAAUUAGAGGCUAAUUAUAGUGAUUACUCUGGUGCACAAUCAAGUGAACUUAAAGAAAGACUUUUAAGCAAUAGUCCAAAGAUUAAAGACUUUGGUGCUAGUGAUGAUGACCAAGAUGAUGCAUCCUCAACUGCUGAUAAUCUUUAUUCUUUUAAGAAACUUAAUAAGCCAGACUUUUUAUCAGCGACACGAAGUCGACUAAACAGCGGCUAUAAUCAGAGGAAGUCGAAACCAAAUAAAAUAGAGACUAAUGCUUCGGAGGACGUUGGAACAGAUUCUCCUCAGCCUGAUGGAGCAGUUGAUAAACAGAAAUACGAAUAUGACUUUAACGAUGAUAGUGCCUUAAGCAAUUUGCCUGAUGACGAUAACGGUCUUGCAAUUAUCCCAGAAAUUCUGCCUUCAGUCUCUCGUCCUGGAGUUCCAAACACAAUUCAUGCUCAAAGCGCUGCUAUCAGCCAUCCUGAUGGCUAUGUUUGCAAACGUUGCUUUCAAAUCCUGCCCGAUACCGGUGCCUUUGAAUCCCAUAAUCUACGUGUUCACUCGCUUUUCACUUGCCGAACCUGUUUUAGGGGCUUCACGGCUAGAAACAAUUUAAAACGUCAUAUUCGUCUGCAUACUGGCUUCAAACCUUACAAGUGUCAAAUAUGUAACCAGGGUUUUACUCGCAAGGAUGACCUCAAAGGUCACGAGUUACGUCACUCGUACAAGAAGCCUUUUCGGUGCAGCAUCUGUGCCAAGGGCUACACAGAUCGGUCUUGUGUAAGGAAUCACAUGGCUAAAGAACAUCGAGUUAAGCUUCUUCAUGUUUGUCCACGAUGCGGUGAGGGUUUCAGCAGCUCGCAUGAAUUUACGGAACACAAAAAAUCUCAUCCUGAAUUCAGCGACUAUCAGUGUACAUCAUGUGAUUUUAUUGGCAUCAAUGGACUUAUGUACAUAAAGCACCUGUUGACUCACCAGACCAAAGUCUUCAGCUGUAAACCCUGCCAGCAGUCCUUCAAAGAUCCCUUUGACUACACCAAUCACCUGAAGCUUCACCGUGGAGAUGAAUCUUUUAAAGCCUAUAUUUGCUGUUUCUGUGGAUCUUGUCAACAUACUUAUGAUCAGUUUGUUCGUCAUGAACACUCACAUGCUCAAAUGAAGAAUCACACCUGUACCAUUUGCUCCAAGAGUUUUAUUUAUCCGUCAAGUCUCAAGGAUCACAUGUCCACACACAAUCGUAACGAAGACGAUGACUGCAGCGAUUAUUGGUGCACUGAAUGCCAGACUGGGUUUCCAACAGAGGACACGCUUGAGGAUCAUAUCCUCACCACUCACGAGUCAGCAAAACCAGAUAUUGAUGAUAGCAUGAUGGACACAUCAGAUCCUGGUUUACUGGAUCCAGAUGAUGAUUCCAAUGAAGCCUUCCCAUCCCCUGCUGUACCACAACAAGGUGAAACAGAUGAGCUACACCACACAGAGUCUGAAGAACUUGAGAGUGAUGUUAAUGUCCUUGCCUCUUCUUACAUACCUUUUCAGAAGCCACCAAGUAUAAUACCAAGAAAGAACAGGUCAAUAUUGCCCCAGAAAAUUCCAAAGAAUUCUUCUGGUGGUAGUCCGUUAGACAGAUUUAGUCCCCCUCAAUCACUGAAGAACAGCUUGCAGAGAGGUCCACAAAUGAAAACAACAGAACUGGUACCUUGUAUGGUUCUCUCACCCUUUCCCCGCAAUUUUGCCUUAAGCAAUACCUCUACAAGUUAUGCAAAUUCCUCAGAUCCUGAUGCAAAUAAAGAAUUGGAGGGUAAAUCACAAGGCAGCAGCAGCAACAACAACAGCAACAGUACUGUCACCUCAAAUGAUGGUGCAUCAAGUUUCAAAUACCCAAUAAAAGAUGAACCAAACUCGUAUGAAAAUGGAGCUGAUGAUUCUCAGGGGAACUUGAAUAUUUCUAUGUUAAAACAGGAGCAAGAUGAUGAGUAUGAUGCUAGUCGAGAUGCUUCAAUGGAUGGAGCUGAAAACAAGGAGAUGGCUUUGGAGAAGGUGCACAUUAGAUCCCCAGGAUUUGAACGUGUUGUUACCCCGAGUUGCCUCUACAAGUCCCACACUUCUUUCGAGUGUAUGGAGUGUGGGAAAAGCUACACCGAUUUCGGUCAAUUUGAAAGUCACAGCGCCAUCCUCCAUCGACGAUUUCUGUGUGAAUUCUGUGGAAAAGUUUUUACAGCAAAGCCGAAUCGGGAUCGUCAUCUAAGAUACCACACUGGAGAACGCCCGUAUAAAUGUGGAUUAUGUGAAGCAUCAUUUUUCAGGGGAGACGAUCUGAAAUAUCACCGAACGACUAAACAUGCAACCGUAAAACCUUUCAAUUGUAAUGUUUGUAAUUUAUCAUUUGCAUGGCCAAAAGAUCUAGAACGUCAUCGAAAACAGAAGAAACACUUCAUGUAGAUUGUUUGGGGUUUAAAGGACAGGGUUGGUGUCCACCAAUAUUACGUAUGUGAUAGAACUGGUUAAACACAUUCCAAAUAUAAAUUUAACUCAGAGAUCAUUGCUAUGAUAGAUUUGAAGAAACAGGAAGUGGCGCAGAUAAAAGGAAAACACAGGUUUUCCUGAUAAUUAACCGACUGGAGUAGAGCAAUAACAGAUACGCGGUCAAAUUUCACCUCAUUGAUAAUUUUGUUGCAAACGAAAAGUUGUUAUAUGAGACUGGGAAGGAAUAUCUGUUCGAAUUCAUGAAAAUAAUUGAUUGUCACUAGAUAAAGAGAAAGCGAGAAAAACAGAAAUAGUCCAUGGGUUAGGCUACAUGUACCUCGUUUUUAUUAAGUCUCUACAAAUUUUAAGUAAUUAUAGUUUAUUCCGAUAGCCCUAUACAUGUAAAUAAACUAAAGUCAUAUUAUUGUAUUUUUUGCAAUUAUUUCUGUAUCCGCCAUGUGAAUCAUACAUUGCAGUUUGGUAUGCACUCUAAAACGGCAAUUAGGCGAUCUUAAUUUAUCAAAUACUGCAUUCACAUUAAUUCUCAUCCAACCCAUUAAAAGUUCUUGCAAUAAAAAUUCAUUGAAAAAUUAUCUCUGUGGAUUUAUGUGUAGUCUACUUCUAGUCAGAUACAUGUAUGAACAAAAUAUGAAAUUCAUUUGUAUUCAGCAACUGCAAACCAGACAAAUGCACUUAUAUACAAAAGUAAAACAAAUACUGGCAGGUAAAUACAUGUAUAAGGAUAACCUGUGUUCUCCGUUUGUUUGCGUCACUUCCGGUUUCUUCAAAUCUUUGUUUAAAACGCAUCUACCGUAGCAAAGAUAUCUGGGUUAAAAUUAUAUUUGGAAUGCAUUUAACCAGUUCUAUCACAUAUUUAAUAUUGACUGCCGUCUUCUUCAAGUCACCUGAUUGUUUUGAUAGACCUACACCAGUCAAUGGCUGUACAUAAAAAAUUUGGAGGUAAUCAACAAUAAUCCACUAGGCUCUUCUACUCUUUAUCAAGACUAGUGAAAUUAACAAUAAUCAGCUGACUUGUAGACCAGGGUCUUUUUUCACUAAAACUUCAACUGAAAUAGAUUAAGAAUGCAGACUUUUAAUUGGUUGAGAGAUGAAAUCAUAACACAAAUUUGAGCUCUUAUCCAAUGGAAAAGGUGCAUUCUAAAAGUUUUGGUGAAUCUGGCCCGAGGCUGUAAUGUAAAUUAAAGUUUUAGCUAAUUUUACUUCACAAACUGAAAUCAUUUAUAUUUAAGUUUUUUUGCAAUAUGUUUAAACAGUUAUUUAGUUCUUAUAAAUUUCGGCCCUUAUUCACGAAAACUUAAGCUAAGAUACAAUCGAAAUUUAAAGAAAUACUGCAAUUCGAUUGGCUGACCAAUAUGCAAAUUGGAUAUAUGCAAAUUGAUUUUACUGGUCAGCCAAUCGAACUGCUGUAUUUCUUAAAAUUUCGAUUGUAUCUUAGUUUAAGUUUUCGUGAAUAAGGGCCCUGAUGUUUGUUUUGUUUACAAAAAUUCUUAAGAUGUAAUUUUAUAUGCAUGCAUAAAGGAAAGAAUUGGUCAUGGUUCUUGGAUUUAGGAAACAAAUUGAGUCAUCCAUUAUUGAUGACUACUGGAUGGAAGAGAUUGAUUUGGCUGACUGUUUAAGAUUAUGAUUUAAUCUAAGUACAAUUGUGGUGUGGGGAGCCAUGAUGGCUCAGUCUGUAAGAUACUGGCUUGUAUACAAGGAGGUCUCGUGUUCGAUCCCAGUGUCGGUUAAGAAACUUCCUUGAGAUUUUCUGCUGUGGUUCCCCCUUGUCAAUUGUGCAAGACGGUGUCUAGUCAUUAAGAUGGGACAAUAAACGGAGCUGCCUUGUACACAUUGGCAUUCAGACAAUUCAACAAAUUUGUUUCCUAAAUACAAUGGGCAGACAACUCAUCUAUUCCAUUGUUUGUUUAUAGGAAUGUUUGAUUAUGAAUAUAAUAUCCACACUAAUAAUAUGAUAAACUAUUAUUUUGGUUUAUACUAAUAUGUUAGCAAAAACAUUCUUUAGCUGUAUUUGAUUUGGACUUUAUCAUUUAAAUGAAGUGAAUGGUAAAGGUUCUAACGUCGUAACAGACUAAUGGGAAUGGUCGGACAUCAUGUAAGGGACGUUGUGCCUGUGCAUAAAAGUAAUGAAUAUUAUUUUUGCACAAACCAGUCUCUUAAUGUAAUCUGUCUCGUUUUAAUUCUAGGUUAAUUUUCCAAAUUAAAAAAUGUAUUUUGUCUCGGUUAAAUAUAGGGCGAAUCUUUUGAUAUAUUAUGAGUAUUGUCAUGCUAGCAGCUCCUGAUUAUCUGGUUAUGGUGUUUAUAUUAUAUCAUGGAUUGUCUAGUGUUGUUAUAUCAUCUUUACAGUCGGUUGUAUGUUGUAAUAACGUUUCCUUUCAUGGGAUCGUGAGACUUAACGAUAGCUGCGACCUAACGUCUCCUGGUGAAGAUAGUCUUAAAUAGGGUUCAUUGUAAUAUUACACAAUACAUGUUUUUAAGACCACUGGACCUUAUUUACAAACACGUAAUAAUGUAGCAAAUUCAUUGGCUGAAACUCAAAAUUUUUGCUGUUGACCAAUGAAAAGUCACCAUCCUUAAAAUUUUGCUGUUAACCAAUGAAAAGGCCCCAUCCUUAAAAUGUUUGCUGAUGACUGAUGAGAAGGCCCUAUCCUUAAAUUUGUUUAUGUUUCAUUUAUUAAAUGUGUAACUUUUAUAUUCUCAUCCAUUUUGGUGUUGGGGGGUUAAACAGGGUUACCUGAUGGGGACAACAUCAUUUGUCAAUGUAGGUCGCACCUCACAAAACUACAUAAAAUAAGACUUUGAUGAGAAAGUGUGAAUUGUGUCUCAAAAUCAAGUCGUAUCAUAAUCCUAAAUUGUUGAUCAAUGGAGAGAUGGGAACAGCAUCAUUUGGUCAAUACUGGGCGCACCUCCCAAAACUUCUUAUAACAAGAUUGAGAAAGAGGGUGUCAAAAGUUGGGUCAUAAUCAACUACAAAACCCCAAAGGAAUGAUUAGAUUAAAAACUUUCGUCUAUUUAAUUGAUUUUUUGUGAAAAGUUGUCCUUAUAUAUGUUUUGUGUACCAACAUGUUUAGUUUAAAGACUUUAAAAACAAUAAUCCAUCAAGGAAGGAUUUGGAAAUCGUUGACAACAAGAGUUAAAAAUUAAACAAGACUUGUAUUCGUUGUAGCCAAAUUGGACGCAGUUUGGCCUGGAUCAACCAAGACUAAUGUUGAUAUAAAGGUGUGACGCGAAUGUGUUAUCUGAAGGGCCGUUGAUUUUACGAAUUAUAUAUUUUAUCAGUUUAAGCGUAAUAUUAGAAUAUGAAUCCCUUAUAUAUAUAUAUCCCUGCAUGUUAUUAUUGUUUUUCAACUAUUUUUACCAAUGUAAUAUAAAUAUUAUUUUAGGAUUGUUAGAAUUAAAUUUCGAUUGUUUUUUUUUUUUUAAAGAAUUAAUUAAUACAUAAUGUUUUUUUUUUUUUUAAUUAUAAUAAAUUUGUAUGUUUUAUUUGUAAUAAUAUGUUAAACUAUUAUAAUUAUAUAUCAUGUAAUAAUGUCUCAUUGUGAUUUCUAUAUAUACUGAGUGCCUUUCAUAAUUAAAUCCUUU
Molecule: messenger RNA, 6569 nt
Organism: Patella vulgata (common limpet)
Lineage: Eukaryota; Metazoa; Mollusca; Gastropoda; Patellidae
Product: gastrula zinc finger protein xFG20-1
Exons: 2
Coding region: 288-2945 (885 amino acids)
Source: RefSeq, a predicted model, not a curated record